Phascolarctos cinereus (koala) is the source of this 2367-nucleotide messenger RNA. RefSeq names its product keratin, type II cytoskeletal 6A. Gene Ontology annotation, molecular function: structural constituent of skin epidermis. NCBI's taxonomy places the organism in Eukaryota, Metazoa, Chordata, Mammalia, Diprotodontia, Phascolarctidae. The record is from RefSeq and is a predicted model, not a curated record. Gene Ontology annotation, cellular component: keratin filament. Gene Ontology annotation, biological process: keratinization; intermediate filament organization.
CACACAGUCCUUCUCCUCCUCCUCUCUGGUCCUCUUUGGCUUUAACUUUAUCUCUUCAGUCUUCUCAUUUUUGAGCAAAACCAAGCUAUCAUGUCUUCUCAGUCUACAGUCAGGAUUCAAAGAAGUGGCCGGAGUGGCUUCAGUGCUAACUCUGCCAUCACCCCUGGCAUUAACCGGUCAGGUUUCAGCUCUGUGUCUGUGUGCCGUUCUGGGGGCAGUGGUGGCUUUGGAAGGGCCUGUGGAAUCUCUGGGGGAGCUGGUUUUGGCAGCCGAAGCCUUUACAACCUAGGGAGGUCCAAGAGGAUCUCCAUGGCAGGAGGCAGCAGUGGCUACCAGAGUGGAUAUAGUGGAAGAAUGGGAGGUGGAUAUGGUUUCGGCAGCGGAGUCAGUGGUGGCUUCGGAUUUGGUGGUGGAGCUGGCUUUGGUGGUGGCUAUGGAGGAGCUGGGUUUCCUGUCUGCCCCCCUGGUGGAAUCCAAGAAGUCACUAUCAACCAGAGUCUUCUGACUCCCCUCAACCUGCAAAUUGACCCCACCAUCCAGAGAGUGAGGACUGAAGAGCGGGAGCAGAUCAAGACCCUCAACAACAAGUUUGCUUCCUUCAUUGACAAGGUACGAUUUCUUGAACAACAAAACAAGGUUUUGGAUACCAAAUGGACACUGCUCCAGGAACAGGGCACCAAGACUGUGAAACAAAAUUUGGAGCCAUUGUUUGAGGCCUAUAUUAGCCAACUCAGGGCAGAACUGGACAGAAUCACACGUGAGAAAGGUUCUCUGGAUGGUGAGCUGAGAAACAUGCAAGAUCAAGUGGAAGACUCCAAGAACAAGUUUGAAGAUGAAAUCAACAAGCGCACAGCAGCAGAGAAUGAAUUUGUGACGCUGAAGAAGGAUGUUGAUGCUGCCUAUAUGAAUAAGGUUGAACUGCAAGCCAAUGCAGACGUCCUCCUAGAGGAGAUCAACUUCUUGAAAGCCUUAUAUGAAGCAGAGCUGUCCCAGAUGCAGACCCACAUCUCUGACACCUCUGUCAUCCUCUCCAUGGACAACAACCGCUCUCUGGAUCUGAAUAGCAUCAUUGCUGAAGUCAAGGCUCAGUAUGAAGAUAUUGCUAAGAGGAGUAGGGCUGAAGCUGAGUCCUGGUACCAGACCAAGUAUGAGGAACUACAGAUCACAGCUGGCCGCCAUGGGGAUGACCUCCGCAAUACCAAGCACGAGAUCUCUGAAAUAAACCGAAUGAUCCAGAGGCUGAGAGCCGAGAUCGAUAACGUCAAGAAGCAGUGUGCCAACCUGCAGAAUGCCAUUGCUGAAGCUGAGCAGAAGGGUGAGAUGGCCCUCAAGGAUGCCAGGGCCAAAUUAGAGGAGCUGGAAAAUGCUCUUCAGAGAGCCAAACAGGACAUGGCCCGCCAGCUGCGUGAGUACCAGGAGCUGAUGAAUGUCAAGCUGGCCCUGGAUAUAGAGAUCGCCACCUACAAGAAGCUGCUGGAGGGAGAGGAGUGCAGAAUGAGUGGAGAGGGUGUUGGACCAGUCAACAUCUCUGUUGUGAGCUCCACAGUCUCCAGCGGGUAUGGAAGUGGCAGUGGUGUUGCCGGUGGUUUUGGUCUGAGUGGAGGAAGUGGUUAUUCCUAUGGUAGCAGCGGCAGCUACAGUGUGGGAGGAGGACUCAGCGCUGGAGGUGGCUUCAGCGCUGGCAGUGGGAGAGGCUCCCUGGGGGGCAGCAGCACCAGCGUAAAGUACACCACAACCACAUCUUCCACUAAGAAGAGUUACAAGCACUAACGUGUCUACCAGAUUCUUGGCUCCGGAAUGCCUCAAGUUCCUGCUUCCUGUUCCUAACCCUUAGAAUCAAGGCUGCCAUCCUUUUGUCUGCGGAAGAUGUUGGGGUUGAUUUCUAGACGUGCCCCCCCCUCCAACCUUUGAUCUUCUCUUGCAUCCAGACUUGGGUCCAAAAUUUUAAAUGCCACAUAUUCACCAACUGAAUUAUAGUCCCUGAGUGUGAACUUCCAGUCACGAGAUUGUUGAGAAUAUCGUCAGUGUGCAGGGUCACACAAGUUCCAUCUGAUCCUCCUGUCCAGCUAUCAGAAUAUCCACCUAUUGUCUUUAAGUCCCUAAGUCAGAGGACUUGCAAAAACACCUAAAUGUUCUUUUUAGCAACAGACACUCACUUUGGAUCUGAAAGAAGCAUCGUGUACUUGGCCACCUUCAGCUGGCCAUCUGGAACUGCACCUCUGUUGAAUCCCUAUGUGCUAAAAAGAAGUGGUACUGGUGUUUUCUUGCAGUGUCCCAGAAAGCAGAGGUGAUAUAAGCAGAUAAAAUACAGAAACUGUAUCCUUGUGGGGUGUUUCUUUGGUCCCUUCCAUCUCUUAUACUUGUCUA